UAUGUCUAUGCUUUAUACACUGUCCUUUAGCGGCUUGACUGCGCAUGCUCAGUAGUGUCCCAGUGGCCAGGACCCAUGAGUGUGUACCACAGUGCAUUUAAUAUCUUUCUGCUGUCCUUCAGCGGCUUAACUGUCCUUCAGCCACCGUAACCAUGCUCGGAGCAGCUGCACGCUGCUGUUGCAGCGCUCCAAAGGCUUUUAAGCCUGCUAUCAACUCAUUGAAGACUUUUGGCGGCCGACAUGUGAACUUUACUCCGGGGCGAGGCUAUACAAACCCAGCUGCUCAGGCAGCUCUGGCCAAUGGUCGCAUCGUGGCUGUAAUUGGUGCUGUGGUUGAUGUCCAGUUUGACGAAGGCCUUCCCCCCAUCCUCAAUGCCCUGGAGGUGGCAGGCCGUGAGAGCAGGCUGGUUCUUGAGGUGGCUCAACAUCUCGGUGAAAACACUGUUAGGACAAUCGCCAUGGAUGGCACAGAGGGUCUGGUUCGUGGGCAGAAGGUUCUUGACACAGGGGCCCCAAUCAGAAUCCCUGUAGGGCCGGAAACUUUGGGUAGGAUCAUGAACGUCAUUGGAGAACCCAUUGAUGAACGUGGUCCAAUUAGCACCAAAGAGACUGCUCCUAUCCAUGCUGAAGCCCCUGAAUUCACAGACAUGAGUGUGGAGCAAGAGAUAUUAGUCACCGGAAUCAAAGUUGUAGAUCUGCUCGCCCCCUACGCCAAGGGUGGAAAGAUUGGUCUGUUUGGAGGCGCAGGUGUGGGCAAGACUGUGUUGAUCAUGGAGCUGAUCAACAACGUGGCCAAGGCUCACGGUGGCUACUCCGUGUUUGCUGGAGUGGGAGAGCGCACCCGUGAGGGCAACGACUUGUACCACGAAAUGAUUGAGUCUGGUGUUAUUAAUCUGAAGGACACUACUUCUAAGGUAGCGCUGGUGUACGGUCAGAUGAACGAGCCUCCAGGUGCUCGCGCAAGAGUCGCUCUCACCGGCUUGACUGUGGCCGAGUAUUUCCGUGAUCAAGAGGGACAGGAUGUGCUUCUUUUUAUCGACAACAUCUUUAGGUUUACCCAGGCUGGAUCAGAGGUGUCUGCCCUGUUGGGUCGUAUCCCGUCUGCUGUGGGGUACCAGCCCACCUUGGCCACUGAUAUGGGUACAAUGCAGGAACGAAUUACAACCACCAAAAAGGGUUCCAUCACUUCAGUACAAGCCAUCUACGUGCCUGCAGAUGACUUGACCGACCCCGCUCCUGCCACAACCUUUGCUCACUUGGAUGCCACCACCGUGCUGUCCCGUGCCAUUGCUGAGCUCGGCAUCUACCCGGCUGUGGACCCGCUUGAUUCCACCUCCCGCAUCAUGGACCCCAACAUUGUUGGGUCUGAGCACUAUGACAUUGCUCGAGGUGUACAGAAGAUCCUCCAGGACUACAAAUCCUUGCAGGACAUCAUUGCUAUUCUGGGUAUGGAUGAACUGUCCGAGGAAGACAAGCUGACUGUAGCCCGUGCUCGUAAGAUCCAGCGUUUCCUGUCCCAGCCUUUCCAGGUGGCUGAAGUCUUCACUGGCCACAUGGGAAAGCUUGUGCCUCUGAAGGAAACAAUCAAAGGCUUCCAGAGCAUUCUCGGAGGUGAAUAUGAUUCCUUACCUGAGCAGGCUUUCUAUAUGGUGGGUGCCAUUGAAGAAGUGGUUCAAAAGGCUGAGAAACUGGCAGAGGAACACUCUUAAAUGCUGACAUAUGGAUUGGUUCUCUAAACUGUACAGUAUCAUUUCUAUUGAGGAACUUUUGAUAUGUCUUGCUAUUAAGUAUGUUGUCUUUUUCUUAUACUGAUCCGGAAAAACUUAAAAGGAUAUUAAAGAUGACAUUGUAAUAUAUAAUAAUGCUCGUAGU
This is a messenger RNA of Entelurus aequoreus (snake pipefish), 1872 nucleotides long. RefSeq names its product ATP synthase subunit beta, mitochondrial. Gene Ontology annotation, molecular function: proton-transporting ATP synthase activity, rotational mechanism; ATP binding; ATP hydrolysis activity. The record is from RefSeq and is a predicted model, not a curated record. Gene Ontology annotation, biological process: proton motive force-driven mitochondrial ATP synthesis; proton transmembrane transport. The coding region runs from base 153 to 1709 and encodes 518 amino acids. Lineage: Eukaryota; Metazoa; Chordata; Actinopteri; Syngnathiformes; Syngnathidae. The transcript is spliced from 10 exons.